Molecule: messenger RNA, 1976 nt
Organism: Salvelinus fontinalis (brook trout)
Lineage: Eukaryota; Metazoa; Chordata; Actinopteri; Salmoniformes; Salmonidae
Gene: mrpl33
Product: mitochondrial ribosomal protein L33
Exons: 4
Coding region: 93-290 (65 amino acids)
Biological process (GO): translation
Cellular component (GO): mitochondrion; ribosome
Molecular function (GO): structural constituent of ribosome
Source: RefSeq, a predicted model, not a curated record
CGAAUGACAAGGGCAUUAACCCGGAAGUUGUGCUUUGGUAUUUCAAUGUGACUUUCCCUAAACUAGCUAGCUGUUGUAAUACUCUAUUAAAUAUGUUCCUCACUGCUGUAAAUCUGGCCAAGGCCAAGUCAAAGACUGUCUUAGUGCAAAUGGUGAGUGCUGCUGGGACAGGCUACUGCUUCAACACCAAGAGGAACCGACUACGUGAUAAACUGGUGCUGCGGAAAAAUGACCCUUUGGUGAACAAACACGUCCUCUUUCACGAAAAGAAGAAGAUCAGGUCGAUUUAACCAUGAACGGCAAAGAACAAGACUUUUGAAUCUGCAACACCUAGUCAGAAGAUUUCACUGACAUUGUCUAAAAUGUGUCGACCGUCAUUCGCGAGAAGAGCUAAGGAGUUCCUAUUGGACUAUUCAUGGACCACAUCAACUCAUUGUAAACAUUUGGGAUGAACCAAGCGGUUUCCAUUCACAUCAAAACCAGGUUUCCAUCCAACAUUGUUUAUGUGAGUAAAGUACAUGUCGGAUAGAAAUUUCACAACAGGCCUGAUGGAACCAGCAAAUUUGUCAGUCAACUUUCCAAAGGUCGACAACAAAAUACAUGUCGUAGUGGGCGAACCACACAACAUAUCAUGACUCCCAAGUUUACUUCGAUAUGAUGGUUAUUAUAUCAAUAUUUGAUGGGGUUUCCAAUAGCAUUUCUCACAUAUUUCAUUUUACCGACACAAACUUUUUUUGGGGGGGUAAAAUGAUGUGAGAAAUGGCGGUGGAAACCCCUUUAUGCGCAAAUAUUGAUAUAACUCAUAUCGAAGUAAACCUGGAGUCAUGAUAUGUUGUGUAGUUCUCCCACUACGACUUGAGAAAGCAUGCAGUUGGCUACAGAUUAAAUAAGUUAUGGUGAACUUCACAGGGUGGCGAAAGUGCACACUGAUGAGUUUAAUGCUCCUUUCCAAUAAAUAUCGAGGGUCUUAUUCUGGUGACAUGAUGAUCGGCUGCCGUUUGACUAAUAAUCUCGAUCUUAUUCAUAACAAUCAGAUCAUGUACUGUAGGUAGCCUACCCGCACUGUAUCUGCGAGCUGUUGGCUAGAGCGCACAUGCAAAGACCAGAGUGGGCACGUUUUCUAUAUAAUGUGACAUUUGUGACAAAACCCUCAGUAGACUUGAAAAUGUGAUGGAAGCCCAUUUCACUUGUAUUUUUUAUUUGGUACAUGAGAAUUUAACUGCAAAAUAUAUUUUUAUGUGCACUAUGUCAUCAUGCACAGCCUUUUAUCCGCAACAAGUCAAUUUGAUGGAAACACGUCUCUGAGAAAAUGUGCAUAUAUUGUUCGUAUGCAGAUUUUAGAAUAUUUGCAUGAAUAUCUUGCCAAUUGGAUGGAAACCUAGCUAUUCGGACAAUUAUUCCUCAAUAAGUAAGAAGUAGCUUGUUUCAUGUUUUUGUCCACUUGUAUGUUAUUUCUCUACCGUAGGCACAUUGUAUUGAUAAUCUUUGUUCUGCAAGAGUAACAUAUCUGCCAUCCUAAGAAAUAAUGGAAGCAUGAAAGGACAACUGUUCACUUAUGUUUCACACUGAAUGAUCAUAAGCUUUUACAACAUUAUGGUAAUUCAGGACAGAAUACUUUUUUUGUCUAGACAAACUUACAACCCAUCAAUGGUACAAACUAGUCUGGGUUUGGUGUGAACUGUUUCACUCGUUUUUCUGACAUGUAAAUCAUUUGUAUCCUCAUUGUAGGUCAGAAUAAGUUGUAUUUUCCCUCUUAAAUGUGUUUGACAUUUCUGUCCCAUUUGUUGAUAUUGUCAAAGCUUAUGAAAAACAAUGUUUGAGUGAAAUUGUUUCAAUGAUGAGUUUGUGGAACACAUUUAAUAUGAAGCAAAAAGUAUUUACAUCACAUUAUUGGACAUAUUGGAAUAUAAAAAAAAAAAAAAAUUAUGACUACUGUUAUGGCAGAUGAAUAAAGGACAAUGGUCACCAUUAAGUUA